Molecule: messenger RNA, 969 nt
Organism: Parascedosporium putredinis
Lineage: Eukaryota; Fungi; Ascomycota; Sordariomycetes; Microascales; Microascaceae
Source: the annotation of a GenBank genome assembly
AUGCUCGGGCUCUCUACCCAGGACCUGGCGGACGACUUUGAAGACCUUUUUCCGAGCGGCACCCAGAUCGCCCAAGAGAUUGCCAAGGUCGACGAGACCUCCUGCCGCGAGACAACCCCAAAAGUAGCGUCACCAAAGGUGGAAGAGGCUCAAGCGGAUGUGAAGGCCGAUCUCGAACCGGAGGUAUCCUUUGACCUCGGGUUCCUGUCCACGCAGGACCUCGAAAUCACCUCCGACGACCUGCUCGAGAUCGUUGGCCCCAAACCUAGCUUGCCGCCCGCCCUUGAGACAACUCCGAAGCCCCCGAGCCCCCGAAACGCGCCUGCCAUGGCUGCGGAUUUGCCCGUCCUCAGCACGCAGGACAUGUUCCUGUCGGACGACCUGAUACUUCCUUCAUCGCCCAACUCUCACCCCUACAACGGCCAUCGCUCCCACCGGCACCGCAAUCUCCGACCCCACAGCCCCGGCGCUCGCCAACCCCCAGCAAGCUCCCGGUCCUGCCCCGCCCCCGCCGUCUCACCCUCCCCGAAGAGCCGCAACCCUUCUUCACCGCCAGCGGCACUAGCGAGCUCAUCUCUCGCCAUCCUCCGCAGUAACCGCACAGCCGCCCUCGAGCGCCAAGCCUGGAGACCCGGCCCUGCCAAACAGGCGAAACCCCGCAUCGCGAGGCCGCCGCCGCCGCCGCCGCCGCCGCCAAAUCCUCCUAGACCUCUCCAGCCCUACGCGGCAGCUCCGUCUACACGGCUCGGCAACAGCCCGACGGCGAUGAAGAAGCCUCGUCUGCCGCCGCCGGCGGGUAAAGAAAACGAGGAGCCGUUGCUGGGGAAGAAGAGGGCGGGAUCGACGCCGACGCGAGGACGGGCGAAGAUGGCGCGGGUGAAGAGCGAUUAUGACGAUGGGUGGUGGGAUGAGUUGGAGGAGGAUGAUUGGGCGACGGUGCUUAGUGCAACGCCGGCGAAUAAAAUCUAG